Messenger RNA from Centropristis striata (black sea bass), 2696 nucleotides. Its product is annotated as periaxin-like. Lineage: Eukaryota; Metazoa; Chordata; Actinopteri; Perciformes; Serranidae. The record is from RefSeq and is a predicted model, not a curated record. The transcript has 3 exons. Bases 1 to 897 code for a protein of 298 amino acids.
AUGGUUCAGAGUGUUUCUACAGGAGACGGUGGUUCAGAGUGUUUCUACAGGAGACGAUGGUUCAGGGUGUUUCUACAGGAGACGAUGAUUCAGGGUGUUUCUACAGGAGACGGUGGUCAACACGCCGAAGCUGAACGAUCAGGUACAUGUAAAUAUGUACAUUAUUAUUAUUAUUCAUAUUAUACUGACCGCUCCAGUGCCUUGAACACAGUAUCAGUCCCUCUGAACCUUCAGCAGGUUCCUGUUGUCCCUCUGAACCUUCAGCAGGUUCCUGUUGUCCCUCUGAACCUUCAGAAGGUUCCUGUUGUCCCUCUGAACCUUCAGCAGGUUCCUGUUGUCCCUCUGAACCUUCAGCAGGUUCCUGUUGUUCCUCUGAACCUUCAGCAGGUUCCUGUUGUCCCUCUGAACCUUCAGCAGGUUCCUGUUGUCCCUCUGAACCUUCAGAAGGUUCCUGUUGUCCCCCUGAACCUUCAGCAGGUUCCUGUUGUCCCUCUGAACCUUCAGCAGGUUCCUGUUGUUCCUCUGAACCUUCAGAAGGUUCCUGUUGUCCCUCUGAACCUUCAGCAGGUUCCUGUUGUCCCUCUGAACCUUAAGCAGGUUCCUGUUGUUCCUCUGAACCUUCAGAAGGUUCCUGUUGUCCCUCUGAACCUUCAGCAGGUUCCUGUUGUCCCCCUGAACCUUCAGCAGGUUCCUGUUGUCCCUCUGAACCUUCAGCAGGUUCCUGUUGUUCCUCUGAACCUUCAGAAGGUUCCUGUUGUCCCUCUGAACCUUCAGCAGAUUCCUGUUGUCCCUCUGAACCUCCAGAAGGUUCCUGUUGUCCCUCUGAACCUUCAGAAGGUUCCUGUUGUCCCUCUGAACCUUCAGAAGGUUCCUGUUGUCCCUCUGAACCUGAACUGAACAAGCUGAUGUUUAGGAUUGGAGACGUGAUGAUGUGAAGUUGUCCAUCGAGGAGCUGCAGGAUGAUCCUAACUGAGCAUGUUUUGAUGUUUUUGGAAGAAAAGCUUUUCAUGUUGUUUCUGGACGUUUUAUAUCACUUGUUUCUCUCUUGUCUUACCCGAUUACUACACGGCUGAAGGACAACACUACAGGAUCAUUUCUAUCUGUUUUAUUUUCACCAACAUCCCAUGAAAAGACCAGAACCAAGCCCACUGGUUCCUCUUUAAACACGUCUUUUCAUUUCUUCUGACAGCUGUGCUUCUCAAACUGUUCCACCAUGAAUAAAUUGUUUUGUUUUGUUGGUUUGUAAUUUGUCGGACUAUUUUCAACGGUGGAUUUUCGUCCUUUUUGUGACAUGUUCCUUAAUUUCCUGCCAGUGACCAAACACACAGCAGUUUAUUUUGACGUCCUGCUGCUCAUUUCACAAAUAAUCUCCAUACUAAAUAGUGAUGAGGCCAUUGGAAAUAGGAAUUGUCACAAAUUGCUUAAAAAAUAGUGUUACACAUGUAGACGGGUAAUCUGUGUCCAUGUGGAAUAGAAACUGGUUUUCAUGGCUGCUGGCAUUUGUGUUGCAGAACGAGGUCGUGGGUUUUAAAAAGUCUUUCUCUCCUCCCGUCCGCUGCAGCAAAACCCAAGAGCUUCAAACUAAAACGGGAUCAGCAGAGUUUUCAAAAAUCUGUUUUACAAGUUGGAAAACAGCUGCAUUAUGGUGAAAACUUUGUUUUGAAAAGAAAACAUAAUAGUGUGAUGCCUGCAGUGGAAUGCUCACUAAAGGGCCAGAUGUGGAUUAAUCUGCUGAAGAAAGUAGUCCCCACUGUUCCCUCCCACUGGACAAACAUCUGCCAACAACAAGCAGCCAGCAGAGGAAAUGACUGACGCUUUUUAAAAUUAAAACUAUAAGUCAGAAUGUUCACUGGGUUUGGAGGGUGAAUUUCUGUCGUGGGACUAAUAAGAGAAUAUCUUUAUAUGUCACGAGGUUUAACAGAUUAAAGUAUUGAGAGACACUAACCAAGGUUCUUUAAGUAACGAAAACUAACAAAAUAACGAAAACUAGAAUUAAGAAAACAUUUUCGUUAACUGAAAUAAAAAUAAAAACCAGAGUUUUAAAAAAAAAUGCUAACUAACUGAAACUGUAUUGUGUGGUUACAAAACUAACUAAAAUUGUAGUGAAAGUGUCCUUCGUUUUUGUCUUUGUCAACUUUUUUCAGACAUGAUCCAGAGUUUCUAUUAAAGAGGAUUCUGUUAGUGAACAUGCAGGAACACAUAAUAUAAUAUAAUAUGGUGAAUCUGUUUACUGAGACUGGGAUGUUUACACAACAACCAACAUUCAAAACACCUGGAACUGUAAGAGUUAAAAACUAACACUAAAACUAAGCAUUUUCAAAAAAUAAAAACUAACUAAAACUAACUGAAUUUAAAAACAAAUAUUCACAACCAAAUUAAAACUAAAACUGAUGAAAAAUGUAAAACUAUUAUAACCUUGACACUAACUCAUUGUUGCUUUGAAUAAAUUCAUAGGAUUUGUUUCCUUUUAAGACAGAAGACACAACAGCAUUGAGCCAACAAGUUAAAAACAUUUAUUGUCAACACUUCCAUAAUGUACAAAAAACCCUUUGAAUGUGACACCAAAACAAGAGCAAAUGGUGCUUUAAGUUGCAUUUACAUUCAGCCAUCAGUGCACAAACUGCUGAGCCCUGUUUCAAGAAACCAGAAAACCAUCUGGAACAAAAGUUGUCAUGCUAUGAAGUAAAAACCCAAAG